AUGGAAGGUGCACCGCUUAUUCCAGUCGUUAUUUCGCUUUAUUUGAAUUAUGUUGAGGCUCUGAUAUCCAAGUGCCGUAGAAUGGAGAUUACGAUCGUAGCCUUUCACUCUCUCUUGUUGCUCUCAUGGGCUAUUGGCAACGUACAAGGCAGCGCAGGUCAUUCUAGCUCCGUUAAUGAAGUUGCAUCUCGCGUAACUGCAAACAUUGGUAAUGUAGGUGUAAAGAGAAUUGUCAAGAUAGAGCCGUUUUACAUCGUAAGGAAAGGUCCUCUUGAGCUCAAAUGUCCAGAAGGUUCAGAGUUUGUGUCACCCGAGUCAUUCUCGGUCUGUACACCCGAGUUUAUGGAUCAUAAAAUCUCGGCCCCCAGGUGUAAAAUCGACAAGAUGCUUGUCAAUACCUACAACGGCUACUGCGCAAACCUCUUCAGACGCGGUGAAGUCUGCAUUCUCAGCAUCAAUCAAGAGGCAGCUGGACCGGAAAGGUACGCUGCCGAUUUCGGCAUCAAGUGCCCAAAUCGUAACUCCAUCUAUAACGGACUAUACUACUGCAAGGAGAGAAUUCCAAGACCAGUAGAAGAUGGAGAAGAGGUUACCGUCAUCAGCCAUAAAAGCGUAGGAUUUGGUGCAACCUGCCCACCCGGAAAAGUAAUCAAAACUGUGUUUGCGUUCGAAUUCGGACCAAUGUUUCAUGAAAAGGGAUUUAAACGCUCUGCGUUAGCCAAGGCAAAAGCCGAGUGUGAUGGAAAACAAGAGUGCUCUCUUUUAACCUCAGAAAACACUGGACUCAAUUAUGUAACAUAUCAGACACUCACAUACAAGUGCGUCUGAGGUAGUCUAACAUGUGGCUUUUU
Molecule: messenger RNA, 851 nt
Organism: Theileria equi strain WA
Lineage: Eukaryota; Apicomplexa; Aconoidasida; Piroplasmida; Theileriidae
Exons: 3
Coding region: 1-828 (275 amino acids)
Source: RefSeq, a predicted model, not a curated record